GUCAUCAUUGUCAUCUCAAUUGUGACAUCUUGCUGACUGAUGAGAGUGGUUUGUGAUGUGAUUAAAUAAAAAAGGUUUAUUUUAUGCCUAUGUAACGUGCAGAUGUCCACAACUAAAACUCAAACUAAAUAAUGAAAUAGCACGACCAGCCAUUUACCAUGGAUCAGCAAGAAACAUCGAGUCAAGAUAGUAGUCUGAAGAAGAUUUCAAUUGAUGAAUUGAGCAGAGAUGAAUUAAUCAAUAAAUGCAAAGGAUUUCUAGUAAUAGCUCAAAAAGCUAAACUUGCCAAGACAGAGUUGCAAAAUGAACUUGAUGGGUGCAAAAAGCUUGUGGAAAAAUAUGAAAAAGAAAAAAAUGCCAGUUCAGAGAAUAUCAAAACCCUACAAGAACUGGUUGACUCACUGACAGAACAAAAACUGAAUUUUAUAACUGAAGUUGAUUCAGCCCAAUGCAAGAUUAAAGCACUUAACAAUAAGUGUGUAAGUUAUGAGGAAGACAUAAAUACAUACAAAAGUGAUUUGAUUGUGAAAGAUAAUGUAAUAGCUGAAAUAAAUCAAAAGUUAUCUGAUCUUGAUAUAGAAGUUACUUCACUUAGAAGGCAGAACAAUCGGUUAUUGGAAGAAAACGAACAACUGUUGAGUCAACUCACAGAGUUUGAAUCUAGAGCUGCUGAGUUCAAUAAUAUUGGAAUGCAACAGAGAGAACAACUAAAAAUUUUAGAAGAGAGUGUCCAUUCAGAAGAGCAAUAUAAAACUGAAAUUGAAGAGUUGAAGAGUCAAAUUAAAGUUUUAGAAAAUAAAAUUCAAAGUAAUGUAGACUUUGAAGCAAAAUUUAUUGAAGCAAAUGAAUUGUUUGAGUCUGAAAAGGCUAAAAAAGAAAAGGCUAAUGUUAAAUUGAGGAGUUAUAAAGACAAAAUAUUAAAGUGUGCUGCAUGCAUUAAUCAAUUGAAAAAUUCAAGAUUCAUAUUGGCAAAAACUGUCAAAGAAUAUUCUGAAAACAUUCCUAAAUGGCAAAAUGAUAUCAUUAAUGCAUCAAAAGUACUUGAUAAUCAGAUCAAUGAACUUAACAGUGAAAAUAUUACUUUGAAAGAAAAACUUGCAGAACUAGAAAAACAGCUAAAUGAAUUGAAACAAACAAAUAUGGAGAACAAUGUUAUUGAUACACAAAUAUCUGUUUUAACUCAUGAGAACCUGGCAUUCAAAGACAAAGUAUUUGAUUUAGAACAACAAUUAAGGAGUAGUGGUGAUGAAAUUACCAAACUCAAACUUGAUAUAGAUGACAAAACAAAUAAACUGGAAGAGUAUAAAUUACAAGAGGAAAGGUUUAAUGAGUGCAAUAUUAAAUUAGUUGGAUUAAAUAAUAAAUAUACUGAGCUUGAUGAAGACGUAAAAACUCUGAAACAAGAAAAUAAAAAAUUACAUGACACACUCCUUAGCCAAGGUCGAAAUAAUGAAGAACUUGAGACUCUCACUCUACAGAUAAGAGCUUUAGAAAGUGAGAAAUCAACUUUAGUCAAAGAGAAACUUAAUGCUAGGGACAAUGUCAUUGAUCUUGAAAAACAAGUUGCGGAAUUGAAAGACAAACUUGAUGAAACAAAAACUGAAUUACAGUCUAUGAAAUCUCAGUUAGAUUUACUGAAUCAAGAAAAAGCUGCUUUUGAGACUAAUUUCAAAGCUGAAAAAGAAGGUGAGAUAAAUAUGUUAAAGUCUAAUUUGAUGGCUCAGCAGGAACAAUUUAACUUGUUAAAGAAAGAGCAUGAAGAUUUACAAGAUUUAAAUAGCCUUUUGAAAGAGGAAGUGGAUACUCUUAAACUUUCGUUGGAACAACCCAAAGAUGAUGCUGAUUUAUCAGAUCUGAAUGUCUCUUUACAAGCUGACAUUGCCAAAUUAGAGACUAAGUUAGCUGCUUAUAAACAAGAAAAUGCAUCUCUUUUGUCUGAAAUAAAAGAUGCACGAAACAAAUCCAAAGAAUUUGACAGUCUUAUUGUUGAAUAUGAAGAUGCCAAAUCAAAGUUGGGCAGUUACAAGUCAGAAAAUACUGAAUUAUUGAAUGAAAUGAAAGAAAUCAAUCAAGUAUUGAAGGAACGUGGCGAAGCAAUAUCUAAGCUUCAAAAAGCUGUAUCUGAAAUGGAAAAGUUAAUAGAGACCUUAGAGAAAGACAGGGAUAAUAUGAAUCAAGAAAAAAUGGAAUUACUUAAAAAGAAUGAAGGACUCCAAAGUGAUUUAAAAACUGCAGAGCAAAAGUCAAACGAGAAGACUGAAACUGCCAAUCAAUUAAAUGUUGAUGUUGAUAAUGCCAUGAAAGCUCUGUCUAAAAAAGAUGAAAUAAUAGCAUCUUUAAAAGAAGAAAUAGACAAACUGAAACAACAAAAUAUGACAUCAGCAGAAUUACCAAAUGAAGACAUGUCAACUUCAACUAUAUCUAAAGCAGAGGAACAUUCUCGAAUGAAAGAUUUAGAUGAAACAUUUGAAGAGAAAUAUACUAAAUUAAGGAUAUUUGCUCUAAAGCUUAAAAAGAAAUUGAAUGAGACUAUUAGUCAGAUGCAACAGACAGAAAAAGACAAAGCCAAGCUCGAAAAAUUGUUGAAUGAGAGCAAAUCAGGUAACCAUGUAGAUGAAGUGGACAGUCGUCAAACAGAUAACACUACUCAUGCAGCCGAGAGUAAGGAACUAGAAGAAAAGGUGAAAUCUUUAAAUGUUGCUCUAGAAGCGACUAAAAAUAUUACUUCUGAAUUAGACAAGUUGAAAGCGGAAUUAGCAUUGAAAACUCAACAACUGGCUACUGAAGUGGAAGCACAUAAAGUAACAAAGGAUAAUCUGGAGAAAGCACGACGCGAUGUCAAGAAGAAGAAUGUAUUAAGCCUUGAAAUGGAAGAUUACGAACGGUCGAUGAAAGAGCUUUCUACAAAGAUGGAGGAGAGUAAGAAAAAAAUGAUGCAGAUGGAGUCAACAAUAGACACACAAGAAGGAACAAUCACAGCAAUGCGAACGCAAAUAAAACUGCUAGAGGAACAAAUUAAGACUGAGGAAAGGCAAAACAGGCUUGUCAAGGAAGAACUACAAAACGCUAUUGAAGAUGGAAAAGAAAAAGACAAUCUGAUACAAGUGAAAAACACAGUCAUAUCUAAAUUGGAACAAGAUUUAGAAGACGAAAAGAGAAAGAAUGAGGAAUCUGAUUUAGAGAUGACGUCUAUAAUAACUGACAAAGAAAAAAUUAUAAUGUCUUUAGGUGAAGAUAAGGCAGAGCUUAACAAUAAAGUGAAAAAAUUGGAAUUCAAAUGCUCUGAUUUGAAUGAAAAGUUGAGAAUUCUCAAUAUAGAAUUGGCGGAUUUGAAAACUGAGUAUACAAGUUACAAGGUUCGAGCUCAGGCCGUUUUGCGACAGAAUCAGACUGUCGAUCAUAGUCAAGAAGAACAGCUGAAAGAAGAGGCGGCUGCACUGAGAGCACAGAUAGAAAUACUAACAGCUAAACUUGCGACGGCUCAGGAGCAAAUAACAGAGAAAACAUCGGAAGUGGAGAGCACAAGGAGACGGGCGGCGGAGGCCACGAAUGAAGCGGCGCGCGCGCAGCAGAGAACUUCACGACUACAAGCUGAUCUCAAUCGACUGUCGCAACAGAUUGAGACAGAGAGAACACAAAAUAAGUUGCAGGUCUCUACGCUGACGCAAUGCUACAAAACUCAAAUAAGCGAGUUGGAAGCUAAACUACAAAAAGAAAUUGAUUCGUUGAAGAAACAAUUGACGGCCGCUCAGGAAGCGAAGAAGUCUGGUAAUGUGGCCAUACCUCCGCUCGCAGACGCCAACAGAAACGAGUACAUGCUGCCAGUUAUUCCCAAAGAAGAGAGCAGUGAUGGCGAGAUGGACAUUAACGUCUCUAUGAUACCGAGGGAAGAAGGCGAGGGUUCUGAAUUCGCUCCUUCUCCGCCACCUUCAAAGCCCUACCUAUCCGGUGGGGCCAGCGGUCGAUCCCCAGUACCAUUGGAACGACUCUUGGAGGAAGGCGUUCCUGACGACGAGGCUAUGGACACUUCCUCCUUUGCACUGACACCUGAUCAGGAGAUCGCCGACCUCAAACGAAGACUCCAAGCUCAACAACAGAGGGUGAAACACGUGACAGUACUACUGUCGGAGUCUGAACGCGAGUGCGCGCGCAUGGCUCAGUUGAGCGAGCUGCUGAAGGCAGAGCUUCGACGAGUUCGGGGAGCCACACAGAACGCACACAACACCGAGUAUAUGAAAAACGUCACGCUUAAGUUCCUGACACUGCCACCCGGUGACGAGCGCAGCCGGCUGGUACCAGUGCUGCAGAAGAUACUCACACUCACACAAGACGAGACGCAGAAAAUCAACGCUGUCGCUAAAGGUUUGGACCCAAACCCAGGGAAAGGAUGGGGGAGCUACCUUCCCUGGCCAGGAGGGAAAUAACAACAAAUAUAUAUUUAAACGUAUCUAACAAAGUACGAUAGCCGUGAUCCAAGCAAUAGUGAAUUGUAAAUUAUCUGUGAUUCCAUUUAUCGACGAAACACUUUUUCAUUAUUUCAGGACUUUAUUGCAUUUAAGGCUAUAUUUUUUCGGCUAAGUGUAUCUUAUUGGAUAAUAAACGUUUCUAUUUUCAAAUGCUUAUAUUAUAAAAUUUAUAGUGAUAGCUUACAAUUAUUUAAUUAGCCAUAUGUAAAUAAGUAAUUGAGAGAUAAAUAUAGAUUUUUAUUAUAUUAUUCCUGUAGUUGUUAUUAAGCAAGUAGUCUGGGAAAGGAAAGCACUUAAUCAGAUUUUCUAAAGGUAUUGGGUAACACAUUGUAAUAGACAUUUAACCUAUCAUUAUAGCAAUAAAUUGUUGUUUUACUAAUGAUAUAUUAGCGUUAAUCGUUCAUUCCAGUCUUUUUAGUAUAAUGAAGGUAAUAAUUCCAGAAAGUGCAUUAUGUGGUUAAUAAUUACAGCAAUAAUAAACGAGGUUAUUGCAUAAUAACCGAUUUCAAUUGAUGAAUGAUGCAAUGCGGUGAUGUAUUAUAAUUGAUGCUAAAAAUAUUAUUUAAUGUCGUAUUGAGAACACCAAUAAUAAAAAAAAACAAAUGGUUAAUAUUUUACAUUCCGUAAAAUGUAACUGAUUCCACUUGCCUUAUUUGCUGUACACCUAGAUAGGUUUAUUCAUUUAGUAAUUUUGGUAAAUAAUUUAUAAAAAUAAGUUUUACUUUUGAACAAUCCACAUUUUUGAUGAACAUUAAUGACAACUUUCUUUGGUUUUUCUUCCAAUUGUGAUGCACAUCAAGUAUGUGUGAUGAAAAGUAGAGACACGAUCACCAAUAUAACAGAAAUAUUUUAUUCACGACUGUUACUAUAGAAUAAACUGUCUUCGGACACGGAGUAUAAGACGAUACUAUACAAACUUCAAUGCUUCAAGAAAACCCUUGGUGUGGCCGGUGUCCGGGGCGACGCUUACCAAAUCAUUUCCAUAAAAAAUCUCUUAAAAAAUACGGAUAGCAAAAAUUAUAGAUUUAAAAAAAAUAAAAUGUUGUAUUAGGUACAUACAGGUUGAUAUAAUCAAACAAGAAGUGUCCAUCAGUUAGUCCAUUUGAAAAUAACUGCUUAAACUGGUUUAUAGAUUACAAAUUAAACGUUCUCAUAGCCAAACUGUUUUCUGCAACUGCAACAUUGCGAGUAGAUGAAAUUAUAUCUAAGAAAACAAAAAUAGAUCACACGGAUAUGUUAUUGAAAUUAUAAUUUUUUAACGACUUAUUAAAUGAUUUGUUAUGCAAAAAU
This is a messenger RNA of Spodoptera exigua (beet armyworm), 5756 nucleotides long. Lineage: Eukaryota; Metazoa; Arthropoda; Insecta; Lepidoptera; Noctuidae. The record is from the annotation of a GenBank genome assembly.